GUGAUGUGUUGUGGCAACAUGGCCUUGUCGGAUAGCCAUUGUGACAGUUUAUAGAGUAUUUCUACACUCUCUCCCACUCAACUCCCUUUUCCCAAAGGAUAUAAAAGGACUCCAGACCUCCUUAAGUCUCUGUUGGAAACUUUUCAAGCUUUAAAGAGGCAGUGAAGAAAGUAGCGCUUGUCUACAGAGCAGAUAUCAAAAUGGAUCCGCUGUACGCCGACAGACUUUACUCUUCUAUGCAUAAGUCUCCAAUCUCAACUCCCAUUCACACUACAGCUUCUCCUUCUCCAUCACGUUUACUCUCUUCUCCAUACCCCAUCACUCCUCAGCCAAAAGCAGCUCAUUAUUACGAUCGGUUCAUCCCCAGCAGAACUUCAUCAAGUUUGGCAAAGAAAUGUCUCUUUGGAGUAACAAAGCCAAAGACACAGAACACUCCAAAGGCAAAAGAUAACAAUGAUUUAUUAAAGCCUGAAGCUUUAGCAUAUGAAGCUGCACUAAGGAAUGAGCUCCUUGGGACCAACAUCACAGAAAUACCUGAUGCUCACGGUUCUAAAGGUGAUCCCUUAGCUAGUCCUCUAUCAGAGAAUCUCUUCAAAUACUGUACUCCUCCUAAUAAAAGAUUUGACGUCUCUAGUCCUUACUCUGUCUCACCUAUAUCAUCAGCAACUGCUAAGAUGCUAGUCUCCCCGAGGAGAGCCUCUCGUAAGAUCCCUAAGGCUCCCUUCAAAGUCCUUGAUGCCCCGGACCUUCAGGACGACUACUACCUCAACCUGUUAGACUGGUCUUCAUUAAACGUACUCUCAGUCGGACUAGGGUCGACCGUCUACCUAUGGAAUGCAUCAACUUGUCAGGUAUCGAAACUCUGUGAUCUUGAUGACGAUCGAAAUACCGUCACGUCGGUCUCUUGGUCUGAGAAAGGACACCAUUUGGCCAUAGGGACUCAUAAAGGUUACGUACAGAUAUGGGACGCUGCUAAUAUGAAACAGACCCACACACUUAGUGGACACUCUGGAAGAGUUGGUUCUCUAUCAUGGUGUGGUGAUGUAUUGUGCAGUGGUAGUCGUGACAACAUGAUAUUACAGUGGGACCCUCGUCUACCUGCCUUCCCCACCAGGAGACUGUUAGGCCACGCCCAGGAGGUCUGUGGACUUCGCUGGUCCCCUAAUCACCAGCACCUGGCAUCAGGAGGAAACGAUAAUAAAUUAUUCAUAUGGGAUGAUUCAUCGACCACGCCCAUUCAUUGCCUAUCGGAUCAUAAAGCAGCCGUAAAGGCUCUUGCAUGGUCACCACAUCAACAUGGACUAUUAGCCUCAGGCGGAGGUACAGCUGACAGGACCAUCAGGUUCUGGAAUGUACUAACCGGCCAGUGUCUCCAGAGUGUUGAUACUGGGUCUCAGGUAUGUAAUCUCUCCUGGUCUCACUCUUCCUCCGAGUUUGUGAGUACUCACGGCUACUCUCAAAAUCAGAUCAUAAUCUGGCGGUAUCCCUCGCUGGUUCAAAUAGCUAAACUAACUGGUCACACUACAAGGGUCUUGUAUCUGGCAAUGUCUCCUGAUGGUCAGACUAUAGUCACUGGAGCUGGGGACGAGACACUGAGGUUCUGGAACGCAUUUACUAAAUCAAAAUCAUUAAAAAAACCAAAUACUCCAUUGGAAAUGGCAUCAUACAUCCGCUAAAAUUCAAAAUGCCAUCCUCUCUCUCUCUCCUCCUCCUCCUUUCUCUCUCAUUCUUAGAAACCAGAUACUCCAUUGGAAUUGGCAUCAUACAUCCGUUAAACUUCAAAACGUCAUCCUCGUCCUCUCUCCUCCUCCUCCUCUCUCUCUCUCUCUCUCUCUCAUGGUAGCAGCUGUUUUUAGAGUGUCGUAGAGUUGUAGUAGACCAUUUGAUUAAUGGAAGUAGUGACAGAAGGCUCGGCCCUUUAGACAAUUUUCUUAUUCUUUUUCAAACCUCAUUAAUUCAUUCACUUCUCUUUCUUUACAACUUUUAAUUUUUAGCUCGUUUGUCUAGCAAUUAUUAUUAUUAUUUGUUUGUGUACAGAAUUGUUUUUAUUAUUGAUUGUGAUAUCGUGGUUAAUUAUUAUUAUUAUUAUUAUUAUUAUUAUUAUUAUGUAAAUAGAAUUGUGUGGAAAUUUAAAUUUGAAUUUGAAUUUC
This is a messenger RNA of Amphimedon queenslandica, 2150 nucleotides long. Its product is annotated as fizzy-related protein homolog. NCBI's taxonomy places the organism in Eukaryota, Metazoa, Porifera, Demospongiae, Haplosclerida, Niphatidae. Bases 201 to 1676 code for a protein of 491 amino acids. The transcript is spliced from 12 exons. Gene Ontology annotation, biological process: positive regulation of ubiquitin protein ligase activity; positive regulation of anaphase-promoting complex-dependent catabolic process; anaphase-promoting complex-dependent catabolic process. Gene Ontology annotation, cellular component: anaphase-promoting complex. Gene Ontology annotation, molecular function: protein binding; anaphase-promoting complex binding; ubiquitin ligase activator activity. The record is from RefSeq and is a predicted model, not a curated record.